AUGAGUGAGAAACGACAAGCUAUCAAAGUUGAUCCUGUCACAGUUGGAGAAAAGUCAGACAUUGAUAACUUGGCUUAUCUUGCUGCUCACGUAAGUUUCUUUAUCAAAAAUUUCAGAAUUCAACUUUGUUUUUAAGGGUGGAGAUGGUCGUCUUUUCAAAAUGGAAGUUGACUACACCAAACAAGUUGAUGAAGCAAUCGUGAAAUCAAAUGAGAUCGCUCAAGUAAGAUUUUAAAGUUUUCAUUAUCCUGAAACCCUUAACAUAUAUAUUUUUUUAAGAAAGGCGAUGUCGUUGGAGCUGUUGAAAGUUUGAACAAUAUCGAAAAAUUGUCACGUCUUGGAUCCGAUAUGAAAAGUAAUACCAGAGUUGUGCAGCAUCAAGUUAAAUUAUGCUUUGAUGGUCAAAAAUGGGACUUGCUCAAUGAAACGAUUCUCACACUUUCGAAAAAACGUCUUUUGAUCAAAAUGGCGAUCGCAAAAAUGGUCAGAGAUGCAGUGGCUAUGAUUGAAAAACUUCCAAGUGAAGAUCUCAGAAUGAAAUUGAUCGAAACAUUGCGAACAGUGACUGCCGGAAAGAUUUAUGUUGAAGUUGAGAGAGCUCGCCUCACAUCAAUGGUUGUUCGAAAAUUGGAAGCCGAAGGAAAGAUUGAUGAAGCUGCAACUAUGCUUCUCGAAUUGCAAGUUGAAACCUAUGGAUCAAUGGAUAUGAAAGAGAAAGUUGAAUAUUUGUUGGAACAAAUGAGAUUCUCUCUUGUUCGCAAUGAUUUUAUUCGUGCUUCAAUCAUUUCGAAAAAAAUCAACAUCAAAUUUUUCAACAAAACCGAGACGGAUGAAGUUCAAAACCUCAAAUUGAAAUUCUACGAAUUGAUGGUUAAAAUCGGUCUUCACGAUGGAAGUUAUUUGGAUGUUUGUCGUCAUUUCCGCGCUAUUCACGAUACGCCGAAAAUCAAGGAUGAUUCAUUGAAAGCCAGUGCUGCUCUCCGCUCAGCUGUUGUUUAUUGUUGCCUUGCUCCACAUGACAAUGAACAAUGGGAUCUUCUCAAUAGAAUUGCGAUUCAAAGAGAAAUCGAAUCAGUUCCCGAAUAUAAAUUGAUUCUCGAUUUGUUCAUCAAUCAAGAACUCAUUUCAUACAAAUCAACAAUCGUGGCGAAAUAUGAGAAAUUGUUGAGACGGGGCACUUCAAACAGUCCUGAUACUGGAGUAAGUUCCUGAAGUAAAAAUUUUGAAUUAAUUUUUUUUAUUGAAAAUUUUCAGAUCUUCGACACCAGUAAAGAAGGAGAAAAAAGAUGGAGUGAUUUGCAUCUUCGUGUUGGAGAGCAUGUAAGUUUUCAGUUUUCAAAAAAAAAAUGAAAAUCUAUUUUUUUUUAGAAUAUGAGAAUGAUUGCUAAAUAUUAUACACAAAUCACAUUUGAUCGUCUUGCCGAACUUCUCGAUUUUCCAAUUGAGGUAAAUAUUUAUGCAUCGUAAAUACAAAGGGAAAAAAAUGCUAAAAAUAUAUUUGAACAUUGAAAGAUCAAUUCACGAAAAGUCAUAGGUCAAAAUUAGUUUUUCGAGUUUUUCAGCCAAAAAUGAUGACAAAUCGAUAUUUUUUAAGCUUCUGGAGUAAUUUCUGAUGAAAAUAUGCUUCGAGAACCCUAUUUUGCUUUAUUCUAUGAAUUUUUUAGAAAUUCAACAGAAUUUAAAAAAAUUUUAUUUGACGAAAAAUCAGCAAAAACUUCUGAAGGUGAAUUUUAAUUAGAAAUUACCUUGGAGUUCACUUUCCAGAAGGUUUUGCUGAUUUUUCGUAAAAUAAAAAAAUUUUAAAUUUUGAUGAAUUUCGAAAAAAUUCAUAAAAUAAAGCAAAAUCGGGUUCUUGAAGCUUAUUUUCAUCAGAAUUUACUCCAGAAGCUUAAAAAUAUCGAUUUUUCAUCAUUUUUGGCUGCAAAACUCGAAAAACUAAUUUUGACCUAUGACUUUUCGUGAAUUGAUCUUUCGAUGUUAAAAAAACAUUUUCAAACAUUUUUUUCGUUCGUAAAUCAACCCUUAUGAAAAAUUUCCAGGAAAUGGAAUCUUUUGUUUGCAACCUAAUUGUGACUGGUCAAAUUGUUGGCGCCAAACUCCACCGUCCUUCCCGCAUCGUAAAUCUUCGCGUUCAAAAAGCCAACAUCGAACAAUUGGACAUUUGGGCGAAUAAUGUUCAACAAUUAACCGACACCCUCAACAAAGUCUCGCAUUUGAUUCUCAAAGAACAAAUGGUUCACAAGAAUUUGGAUCUGACCAAAACAUUGGUCAAUGCAUGA
This is a messenger RNA of Caenorhabditis angaria, 2279 nucleotides long. Lineage: Eukaryota; Metazoa; Nematoda; Chromadorea; Rhabditida; Rhabditidae. The record is from the annotation of a GenBank genome assembly.